GCCGGCAGCGCAGCGGCCAUGGGGGCGCGGCUGGGCCGGCGGACCGGACCCGAGGCGGCCUCGGAAGCCGGGGCGGCGGCGGGGUGCGGGCCCGCGCCCUAUGAGCGCCGGGUGCGCUGGCUCCGCGAGAUCCAGUCCACGCUCCGCGAGCGGCGGCCCGAGCGCGCGCGGCAGCUGCUGCGCCUCCUGCGCCAGGAUCUGGGCCUCGAGGGGACCCACCUCACCGACAUCCUCUAUAGGAAUGUGGCCUUCCUCAAUCUGGUGGACCCUAUCUCCCAUGACCUGCUCGUGAACCUGGCCCGUGACCUGCAGUGCCCCAAGACGGACUAUGAGCUCUGGAAGUCCUCGGACAAGAUCUGCCGACAGCUCAUCUACCACCUCACCCCUCACUCCAAGCGGCAGCGAGGAUCCAGCCUGCUCCAGAGGAAGACCCAGAGCUGCCUCAAGAGCAGCCUCCAGGUGACUCAGCUGGCUGGGGAGACCGUGAACCUGUCGGGGAUUCCACUGUCGGCGCGGGAUGUGCAGCACAUUGUGCGCUACCUGGGAAACCAGGGAGCCGGGCUCACGGUGCUGGACCUGAGCUUCACGGGGCUCAGCGAUGAGCUUCUGCGCCUGCUGCUACCCAGCAUCUGGACGCUGCCCCGCCUCACCCAGCUCCUGCUCAACGGCAACAGGCUGACGAGGGCCACUGCCCGUGAGCUCACUGAGGCCGUCAAGGACUCCACCAAGUUCCCUGCGCUGGCCUGGGUAGACCUGGGCAACAAUGUGGACGUGGCCUCCUUGCCCCAGCCCCUGGUGGUCGGCCUACGCCGGCGGCUGAGCCAGCGCACCUCACUCCCCACCAUCUAUGAGGGCCUGGACCUCAAGCCUGAGGGUAGUGAAGCCAGGGCCACCUCUGCUGCCUCCACCUGGGGCUCUGCAGCUGCCGAGCCAGGGUCGGAGCCCCAGGCCUGCUGCACGAGGUGACCUGCCACCACCCUGGCUGCUGCUACCUGACUGCCAGUGGCACAUGGGAUGGGGGAUGAUGGAGGCCUUCUAGGUCCCCAGAAAUCCAGUGUAAAUACUCAGCCUGGGAUUAAGGGGAUGGAAGGAGAAUGGGUUCACUAGAGGCUAGAUGGUCAGCCCAGGAUGGAGUCUCAGACUUCCCUCAGCAGGAGGGCCCAGAACCUGCUGUGCCGAUCCCACAGUAAACAGAGAUGCCCCCCUCUGC
Molecule: messenger RNA, 1210 nt
Organism: Prionailurus viverrinus (fishing cat)
Lineage: Eukaryota; Metazoa; Chordata; Mammalia; Carnivora; Felidae
Gene: LRRC75B
Product: leucine rich repeat containing 75B
Exons: 4
Coding region: 19-966 (315 amino acids)
Source: RefSeq, a predicted model, not a curated record